AUGCAUUCAUCAAUAACACGUGAGUUUGACAUCCGGUUUCUUUGUCUCAUCCGUUCAUCGUGUCUUGUCAUACAAAGACUCCUAGGUAGGUGUAGAAGAUAUUGGAAAAUCGUAAACCUUCAACCUGCUGGUUCAUGACUCGACAUAUAUAUAUAUAUCUUCCUGCAAUGGCCAGUCAUCUGAAGAUGUAAGAGGUGUUGGACUCGUUUGUGAGAACGAUGGCAGAAUCCUUGAUGCUGGAUGAGCUUUGUCGCAUAGCAAAAGAGAUAAUAGAAGCAUCAUUCGCCAUCUCUUUGGAUUCUGAAACUGAAGGGAAAUUGAAGAACAUUGCUCGUUAUCUGGAAUCGGUAUAUGCCGCUGAUCGUUCGAAGCAUGCAACUCUGAGGACUGCUCAUGAGAAAGCCAUGGAGAUGCUUCAACAAUAUCGCCAAGCAUCAAAGUCGGCUCUUCUCUUGCUGGGGGAAGCUUACGAAGCUGUGGAGAAUUCGAAGAAGGAAGAGCAGAUUCUACUGGCAGAUCUGGAGUUCGUGCACCACAAACAGAACUUGCCCCCAGAGAUUCGGGCGAAUGCAUUGGGCAUGCUGGAAAAAAUUCAAGAUGCUCUUGAUAGAGAGCGCUCGAAGGAAAAGGAUAUCAUGAACAACAUACAGAACGAAUUGAACCACAGAAUAGAUUGGAUCAAGGCUUCUCUUCAUGGACCAGUAAAUUAUGGGAGCUGCCAAUCUUCUCCGUUUGACGAUACUGAGGAUACUCAUUCUGAUGUCUUCGCCAGUUUGGAGAUUUGGAGUCGUUAAAAACAAGAUAUGAAGCUUGUAGAGGUCUCUGGAAAACUUCUUUCACUCAGAAAUCUAUCUAUAUUGGCUAACGAACAAGUUCCUCUUCUACACGACGCUCAUAAAAAAUACACAUAUUGUAAGUUAUUCAUGGUAGCUGUUAAAGGAUUUCAAACCACCAUUAGAGCUCAAGAAAUUUUUGAUAUACAAGUAGCAAGAGGGUUUUAUUAUAUUUUAUUGGAGUCUACUAACAACACCAUGUCCUCAACAAUGAUUCAUGGCAAAGGUCAAAUAUUGUGUCUUUUCCAAUGUAAUGCUGCACUUUUUAAAAAGACGAUGUUGUAGUAAUAGAAAAUCCAACGGCCUUUGUUCGAGACUUUCGUUCGAACCAUGGUUUCGUAAAUAGGUAGAUUGUGAACGGCAAAUUACGUAUUCCUCCAAUGUCAGACUGCAGUUUGUUGUUCAGAGAACAGUUCAUAGCAUCAUUUUCGGUCGGCGCGUUGAUACUUUUGAUUCCGAAUGGCUAGAACACUAUAUUCGAGUUCAUGAACAGAUUUCGGGGUUGGAGUUUGCAAUGGAUUAAAAGUCCAAGGUUGUGAAGUCCUUGCCUUCAGUUCGUCGUCCCACAGACUAGAUCCACCCUUUUGAUCAGCAAUGUUUGCACUCAACAGUUUCCAUCCACGACAUCUUUACUUUGAAACUCGGGCUCUGUUAGUAUCCUGCUUUCACUUUCGUACGGUCCAACCUACCCAGAGCUAGUCGUUUUAUACUAGGUUUGAAGAAACAUUUUGGCAUCUUUACGAAAAUUUCCAUGUUAAUAGAGAACCAUACAAGAUUUAAAAUAAUGUCG
This is a messenger RNA of Marchantia polymorpha subsp. ruderalis, 1623 nucleotides long. Lineage: Eukaryota; Viridiplantae; Streptophyta; Marchantiopsida; Marchantiales; Marchantiaceae. The record is from the annotation of a GenBank genome assembly.